Varanus komodoensis (Komodo dragon) is the source of this 16677-nucleotide messenger RNA. RefSeq names its product solute carrier family 45 member 4 (gene SLC45A4). Gene Ontology annotation, molecular function: sucrose:proton symporter activity. The coding region runs from base 7702 to 10062 and encodes 786 amino acids. Gene Ontology annotation, biological process: transmembrane transport. The transcript is spliced from 8 exons. NCBI's taxonomy places the organism in Eukaryota, Metazoa, Chordata, Lepidosauria, Squamata, Varanidae. The record is from RefSeq and is a predicted model, not a curated record. Gene Ontology annotation, cellular component: membrane.
UCUUUCUAUUUUAUCCUCACGACAACUUCCCUGUGAGGUAGGCUAAGCUGAAAGUCUGUGGCUGGUCCAAAGUAACUCUGUGUUCUUUGCGGGGACUAGAACCCGGAUCUCUUUGAUCCUGGGCCAGCGUUAACCAUUGCACUGACUGGCUCUCAGACUUGCAUUAACAGUAAGAAAAACUAUGACCAUGUUUGGAAUUAUAUCUUUAGAUUUCGUUCCAAGCAGAAGGACUUGGGCUUUCUUAAAGGGAAGAUAAGGUUGGCAAAUUAAGGCAUGGUUCUAUGUUAUCUAAAAGGUCUACAUAUGGAUUUUCUGUUUCAAAACUUCAAAAAAUGGAAGUGCUUUCUAAUGAAGUGCUAACAACCAGACCCAGUGCCUUUGAACAGUAAACUUGGCUGGGUGAGUCCAUACACCGAGGUCAACAGAACUGCUGGCUCAGUGGGAUCCCUUCCCUGCCUCAUGCGGAAGAUGAGCUCCUGUUUCCUUCCUUGAAUUUAAGAGGUUGGCGGGGGUCAUCCCUCACCUCUUGCGCUCUGCAGUGCCCCUCUGUGUGCCUCUGAAGUUCACUGGGAAAUUAAGCAAGACCCUAUUCCAAGGCAGGGAAGAAACAAGGUCAGGGCAAAAACAUUAAAAAAAAAAAGUCUAUCAAGUGGCACUGAGUGACGGCGGAGGGAAGAGGUUGAGUCCUUAGCUGUGUCUCUAACUUGUCUGUCUUUGUUUCAAAGGGAAUGCUGCUGCUCUUCCAGCCAACUAUGACGCUGGUCUUUUGCUGACCCUGCAUAUUUUCCCUCUUAGCUGGUCUGCUUCUGUUGUAGGCACUGCUGGCUCAUUAAACACACACACUUCAAAACAAGUCCAUUGCCACCUUGAAGUGCCAAGUAUCAGGACGAAAGUUUGAACAUCAAUGCAAGUUGGUGGAGCUUUUCUGCACGUAUUUUCCCAGUGGUUCCUGGGCUCAUUUCCAGGAAGCUGUGGUUCAGUUGCUCGCUGCCAUGCUACAGCGGACCACCCUGGCCGUUAAUUUCCCAACAACUCUGAUCGAGUAUGUUUUGUGGUACAUUUCUUCCAUACAGCCCACAUGUUACAGCAGAAAAUACCUGAGAGCAUUACUCUACAGGAAAUCAGUAUCAAAUAGCACAAGGAGAAUAUGGAAAUGGGGAGAAGAAAAAUGGUAAAACACAAUCUUUUUCGCACUCAUUGUUUCCAUUUGCCUUCAGCAUUUCUUUUAUUUUUUUUUUAUUUUUUGCCCCAUGCCCCACGUUCAGGAAGGGCUAACGACACAGUCUGAAAAUCCAAUUCUAAAUUCAAACUAGCCAUUGGACACAUUACUUUCUCUUUUUCCCUUUUCGUGCAACCUUCAUGUUUUCGGAAUGCGUUGAGCUACAAUUUCCGCGUGGAUGAUGGAAAUUGUUGCCCAACACACCCCAGUGGUCUGAAGGCACGUAAGGUGUCCACCAUGUGGCAGUUAAGCAGAGCUAGGGCUGGCCUGAGCUUGGAGAUGGGCCCACCUGGGAACUGCGUGUAGCCACCCUGAGUUCCAGAACGGGGAAAAUGGAAUAUAAGUAAAGACAACAGGUUGGGGGAGGUUGCUACAAGCCUUGCACACCUGACAUGAGCUCAAUGUGAUUCUGGGCAUGCUAUUCUCUGCUUGUUCUGGGGCUGGACAAUCUUGAUACCAUGUUCCCCACAGACCUAGGACAAAUCUAAACAGCGUCUGGGGUUUGGGAACCAUGUUACAUUCCCUGCUGGUCCUGCUUCCCUCCUCUUUUGUUCUCUGAUAUUGGGAAGACUGCAAAAACAGUCCUUUGUGCUGAAGGAGCAGUGUGACCACUCUUGUCCCUCUUGAAAACAUCGGUGCUUGAAUCACCCAUGUAAUUUGGAUUGUAGCAGCAAGAAAGUUGCGCCAUCAAGGCAGGGGGAAGGGAACUUCUGUUCCUGCAGCUGCUUCAUUUCUUGUCUCUAUACUGGCAGAAGGAAGACAUUGCCUUUCUUUUAAAGAGGAGGCUGAAGAUACGUGCACCAUCGCUUCGUGUUGAUUGCUAAACAGUCAUGGGAGUGUUUUGAUGUUGGCUGGGAUAGUCCCAGAUGAAUGAUUCAGCAGUCCACAUGCCCGCUUCCAGCCUGCUCUGCGGACAAAUAGUUUCUUGCGGCUUAAUGUCCCAGUAAUAAGCUGCAUGGUAUCUAUUGAAGCGAUGGCUAUCUCAGCACCAACUUUCGAUUCGAGAAAUUUCGCUCCCUGCUCCCAGAAUUCAUAUGAAUUGGAGGAAGAAAAAACAUUCUGGCUUGGUCCCACCCUGCCCUUUCCUUAAGAGGAAGAUGGGUCAGGGAAGAAAGAACAGAAGGAUUGCAGCUCUGCCUCUGCUCAUGGCCUACCUCUAAAUGGAAGAGAGCGGAGGGGAGUGUAGGGCAGUAUUGAAAUGUCUGUACCAAUUGUUAUUAAUUCUCUCAUAUUGGCAGCCCUAGAACUAGCAGCGGGCAGUUGGAAAAUGAAACGGCAAGCACAGGGGAGCUGGCUUAGCUCGUAGUUCCUACCAGGCUGCCAAAUGCAGUUGGGGCAGGCUGUAUCAUGCUGAUGCCUGGUGUACAGCAGGCGUUCCGGGUAGGACUGCAGAGUAACGGGUGGAAGCUGGAAAGGGUUGCCCAGUCCCCGUACCCCAGGCAGAAGGGGGCAGCAGAAAACUCCUCAAGAUGAUGUGUGCUGUACAUAUGCUAAAGAGUUGCCUUCUACAGGCUCGCAGUGUGCAAAAGCAUUGGUGGGAGGUCCUGCCCUUGACGAUGUGUGGAGUAGAAAUGUCUGGUUGAAGACAUUUGAUGGGUCUGUGGACAAGUGCGUUGCUGAGUCUUUUUCAUCCUGCAGUGGUCCGGGUUACUCCAUUGUUCUGGUGUGUUCAUUUUAGAGAAGCCAAAUUUAUUCAAGGAGCAAAACCAUUGGAUGGUGAGGUUGGGAGCUAGUUAUUCAGCAAGGCCCGAACAGAAAUAUGCCACGGGUUGGAAGACUGCUUAUUAUAGAUGCGUGAAAUUCAUAUUGCUUUCAAGUUUUUCGGAGGAUGAAGGCUGCCAGAUGAGCGUGUUUGUGUUGUGCUUUCUUUUUUAAAAAGGGCGUAUUGGUUCCUGUUUUCUUCUCAGAUGCCAGACAUCACUUGCUAUUCUGUCUUUAGGUCCCAUCCAGAUGGACUGAUAAGACAAAAAAUUGCAUUAACAAAUCAUAUGAUGCCUGUUAAUUUACAGGCCUCUUCAGGAGGCACUGAUCUCAGGCUGAGUGCUGAGUUGUUACUUUGAAGGGGAUAUUUCAACAUGGUUCUCUCAUUCUCACUUCUGUUUGCAAAAGUGAAAUUUGCAUCUUAAGCAAACUUUGCAUCCUGGCUGGCCCUACUGCAAAACUAACAUUUAUUCUGGAAAAUAUCUUGAAAAUGCGGCACUUCCAUUUAAUGCAGAAUGGCUUUCUAAUGCUCCUGAAUGAGUCAUUGUUACACUGGUAAAAUGAGGCAUUAUUUACAUGAACGGAUACAUUGUGUUCUGAACUGCCAACCUGUUCCUUCCAAAGUUCAUUUUUGUAAACAGAUGCAUUGCUUUUGAGCCGGUCUUGCAGAUGCGACGUUUGUCCAUACGAGGUUUUCAAGCUUAAGAUGUAAAUUGAGGUCUGUUGGCAAAACCAGGCAGUGGUUCAAGAAUGAAGGGGCUGCCGACCAACCUAACGCUGCAACAUUUGUCGUGUGUGGCUUUCUGAUUGCUUAUGUGCCAAGGCUAGCUGCUGUGAGUGAACAGUUAAAUGAGGUUGAAUCUGGCAUUUUGAACUCUAGAAGAUAAUACCUGUCAUACUCAGAUGACGGUUGAAAUAAUCCCACAUUCCAGGCUGAGGAGCCAAAUCCUGUGAUCUCGGUACAUCUUGCUGACUAGGGAAAUACUCUCCAUUGCAUCAUGCUGCUCCGGUCAAGGGUGAUGUGCUCAAACCCCCAGCGGUUUUUCUCCCCCACCCCCAUCACAACCGUGUGCUUGCUUAUUCUCCAUUUUUAUCUCUCCAGUCAUGACAGUAAAAGUCAAGUUGCUGAAGCUUUCAGAGGGCUGUGUUCUGUGACCUGGUUUGCACAACGCAUGACACAUCACAGGUAGAUUGCCACAUUGUCCAAACGCAGACCACUUCGCACACACCACUUCACAGAGGAUAUUUUCACAGCGAGCCCACCUGAGGAACCGUGGCUUAUUCUAGGGGUGGUUCAAUCCACAUUGGAUUGUUGCCGCCCCUAGGAGACCAGCUCCUGUGUGUCUCUGGGCGCUGGUUCGCAAGCUACUUAGCAAGAGGGGCAAAACCCCCUGCCAUCCUUGUCAAUGUUGUCCUUCUUGCGCCCAAUGAGAGCCCCUCCACCAGUGCCCAAGCAGCAUUUUGGAAUGACCGUCACUGGUUCAGCACCCUUAAAAAAAAACUCCCAGGAAAUUAUACAAAUAUUUUCAUAGCCUUUCAGUUGUUUUGGCUUGUUUUUGCAAGUUCAUUCUUAAGGCUGCCUGCUAUGUGUAAUUUUGCCUGGUCGAUUUUCUUGUAUGUUUUGGCUGUCAGCGGCAGAUGCAAAGCAGAGUAAGCAAUGAUUCCCUUUCUGCAGCUGCAGAAAUUUCCCCUCAGUUUACAUCACAGCACUUAAAUUCGUGCAGCAUUCUCCUCCAUUUACUCCCUAGCCAUUAAACAUGUGUACUUCCCAGUCCAAAAACUGCAUUAAAUAUUUUCAACAGUUUCAAAAAACAAAACAAAAAUAAGGGUUAUAGAGGCCCAGACUGGGAUGGAGCGACUAGAACAUCAGUGCUAGCAGAACUUAUGUCUGCCUCUUGAUGGGCCACGGUUCACGCCCACUCAAGGUUAGGGUUAAGGCCUUCUCAGGGACCUGGAGCAGUAAAGUCUGGGGGAAAAGGUCCGUCUUAGGGAUGGGCAUUUGUGGAUAGGUUGAUUAUUCAUCAGGUAUUUUUGAAGUAUUCGUUUUAUGAGGACAAGGAAGUCCCCUUUUAUUCUGGUGGCACAGGAAAGAGCAGCUCUGAUCAAUGCCAUUGCUGGACUGCUUUCCGCCUUCUCUAAAAAAGCUGCAGAAGCCACUACCUGUCCUCAGAAGAAGCGGACACACAGGGGCAUUGCGUGCUGUCACCAGAUUUGGGUGACACAAUGAGCGUUUUAAAAGCCCAUGGAACACACAUAAAGCAUGUGCUUUGAAUAUAAGGAACGGAGCAGAACUAAAGUAUCAGGCAACAGAUUCUAGUCUGGGGCUUAUGUUACCUCUUUGGUUUGCGUGUAUCAGUUUCCCAAAGUGGAAAAUAUAUAGAAUGCAAUCAUAGUAGAGCUGGAAGGGGUCUGGAAGGCCAUUGAGUCCAACCCCGUUCUUCUUCCACUGAGGCCACCCCUCCAGCUGCAGGCCCCUGCCUUUCCGCUUAGCCAAGGCGGCUCAACAUGCAAGAUCAGUGUAUAACUAUGCAGGCUGUAUACGUGCAUGGAAGCCAAGGUUCUGGCACUCUUGGUAUGUUCGUUUUCCUCCAAGUUCUCUCACUGAGGUGUGUCUGGGCUGGAAUAUUUCAUAUUUGUAGACAGGAGUUCAUGCCUGAAUACUCUGACCCCCACCCCAAUGGAUCAAACAACCAUAGUAAGUUAGAGAAAAAACUGGGAUGGAAGAAUUCUCUCUGGCAUUCCUCCUCCUGUGUGCAUGGUGAUUUUGUUGUAUGGAGCAAUAUUCAGUUGUGAGUCCCUUGUUAGACUCUGAAAUGUUAUUGCCCCAGACUAACUUUCUCACUUCACCGAGUUUUGGUUAUGAAGACUAUCUUGCAGCAUUGCUCCUUUGGGGUAUACGCGUGUACUCUACAAGUACACAUGGCAUACGCGCAGUUUAUUCAAGAGAAGGCGCCCUUGUAACUGGUGUAAUAGUGGCACAGGUUGGCAAAAAAGGGGCAGGGCUCUGGGAAAGCUUCCUGGCCCAUGGGACGUCUAGUUGAUGCAUGCAGACGAGUAGUAAGGGUUUGCAUGCAGGUGGAGCAGCAUUAGGUAGGUAGAUCCACACUUGUUAGCUUAGCCCUGCAGUUUCAUUGUCACAGGAGGAAACAGCUGCUUAAGAGUGAAAAAGCUCCAGCACAGGCAAGACUGGUUGCACCAUGGCGCUCUAUGCAGUCCGCUUGCAUGCUAAUGUUGUGUACAACAGUGUGUUGAACUGCCUUUGCAGAUGCUCUUUGGCUCUUCCUGCCCCGUUUUUGCCCUUGUUCCAAUGAACUGGAGUGAGCGCCGAGGUGUUCUGAACUGGUGUGUAAGCGAUACCAUCCCUGCAUCUGGCCAUGCCUCUCGCCUGCCAAAAAGAGCUGCCCGAAAUCUCCCUCUGUUCUCUCCCGUCAAGCUGCUUUACCUAUAGCCACAGUAUGUGUUUCAGUCGCACAUGAUGGCAGCGAGUGCAGUGAAAACAGAAACAACCUGUUUCUGAAGACAAAAUAAGAUACAAGAAAGUCGUUAACUGAAAUGUGAUCUCGUUAUGGAAAACUGGCUCGAGUGGCACUACAGCGCAUGAGCAUGGCCAGCACUGCACAACCAUCAGCCACAACACUUUGUUCCCACCGGGCUAAAGGAGGGAGCAAAACUUCAGAGACCUUUCCCUCCACUUGAAAGUCAGUCUUGCAAAAAUUGGUUUUAAUUUGCAAUGCUCUGCUCAGUUUUCUGGUACAGGGUAACUGGGCGAUUAUAACUCAGUAGGAGAAAAGGAGUCACUCAGUCACAGAGCUUCAUUCAUUCAUUCAUUCAUUUUGUUGAUUAAAAGCUUUGGUAUGCCGUCCUAUUAUACAUGAUCUCAGGAUGGCAUACAAUAUUUAAAAAGACAAUUAAAACAAUAAUUUCAAUAAAUAAUAAAACAGAACAAAACAAUAAAUCACAAAACAGAGUGACUAAAUUUAAAAACUAUUAAAUAUUAAUUUUUUUAUUGAUUACUGGCCUUCUGCACCAAUGUGAACUCUCAAGUUACUGGGUCCUGCUUGCUCCCUAUCAUUUUGCUGGAGCCCCGUGUGGCGUGAAGGACCAGACUAGCAGACCUGUCUCUGAGAAGAACAUUUACAAACCUCUUCUCAGCAGAGACAGUAAGAUCAGAAUACUGAAAAGGGGCUUCCCCUGAAACAUGUAUUGUUCCUGGUGGUGCAAGGGUCAUGGGAGUUGCUAAACCUCUCAAGAGACCUCAAAAGCUGUUUUUUUUUUUUUUUAUCAGAGAUGCCUGGAUUUUCUUGACUUGUUAUCAGAGCAAAUGCUGAAAUCUUUCAACCAGAGGAAGCUUUCCAGGGGCCACAGUUCAGCAAAAGAUUAAUCAGCCGCUCGAUGGGGAGUACCAGUGGAGUAGCCCUUUGUGUCACCUUCCCACUUCUGUGUAGCAAGCAAAACAACUUCAGCACCUCUUCAAUAAUAAUUAUGAAACUGGUAUUAACUGAAUGGCAAUUAUGGAUUUUUAACUCUAGUUCACAGUAAACAAAAGCAAGCCAGCAAGCCAUAUGUUGAAUCUCCUACCAAAUAGCUUUUUGUUCCUCUGAAUGUUUCAAAGCCUCCCUUCGAAAUUGAUGACGAGAGCCGUUUGUAACGAGGGGGAUUACAAAUAUUGCUUACUUGAGGAACACAACGCCAACAGAAAGAGAAGACAUCAUAACUUAUUGUUAGAGAUGAUAGUGUUAUUUAUAGAGUUAUAAUAAAUAUAUAUAUAUAUAUAUAUUUUUAUGGUAAUGAAAAUGGCUCCCCAGAAUGCUGACUCGGAAACUAUGCAAGUUCAGGAGCUACCUGCGGUGCAGCUUCAGAAGCCGGAAAAUGAGAAUGAGAGCAAAGAAGAGACUAUUAGCGAGGGAUCCAUAGACCGGAUACCCGUGCGCCUCUGGGUGAUGCAUGGCGCCGUAAUGUUUGGCAGGGAAUUUUGUUACGCCAUGGAAACAGCUUUGGUGACACCAGUCUUGUUGCAAAUCGGUCUUCCUGAACAGUACUACAGCCUCACGUGGUUCCUUAGUCCAAUCCUGGGCCUGAUCUUCACUCCUUUAAUUGGUUCAGCCAGCGACCGCUGCACUCUUAGCUGGGGCCGGCGCCGACCUUUUAUUCUUGCCCUCUGCAUCGGUGUUCUCUUUGGAGUUGCCCUUUUCUUAAAUGGUUCCAUUAUAGGCCUCGCCAUCGGCGACGUCCCGGAUAAGCAGCCCAUUGGCAUCGUCCUCACCGUGCUGGGUGUGGUGGUCUUGGAUUUCUGCGCCGACGCCACAGAGGGGCCGAUCCGAGCCUAUUUGCUGGAUGUGGUGGACAGCGAGGAGCAGGACAUGGCGCUCAACAUCCACGCCUUCUCAGCCGGCCUCGGAGGAGCCAUUGGCUACAUGUUGGGGGGCCUAGACUGGAUGCAGACCUUCUUAGGAAACCUCUUCCAAUCCCAAGAGCAGGUGCUCUUCUUCUUCGCAGCUGUUAUUUUCUCCGUCUCUGUCAUCCUGCACCUCUGCAGCAUUGAAGAAGAGCAAUACAACCCUCAGCAGGACCGGAUGGAGGAUGAAGCAGACGCCCUGUCCAACAUGAAGCUGGGCAGCAGCCUUCCACCACUGCAUCGGCUGAACGUCAUCAGCGAGGAAGACCCUUAUGGGAACUCCAUGUUUCCAGAUGAGGUUCAGUCUGAGCAGGACCUCAACAUGGAGUUCCUCGAGGUGGACAUUGUGCGAAGCAAGAGCGAUUCUGUCCUGCACAUGCCGGAUGCUACCCUAGAAAUGGAAUCUGAGCUGCUUUUCCUCCAUGACAUUGAGCCUUCCAUUUUUCAGGACUCUUCUUACCCAAACACCCCUCACAACACCAGCCAGGAACUCAUGAAGUCCAAAUUCAACCGCCUGUCUGCUUUCCUCAGGGAAAACGAGAAAGAGGAGGAGAUGUUACUUGAUAAUCACUUGAACGAGGCCAAAGUCCCAAACACCAAUGGCUCCCUACCAAAAGAUCUCCUGAACGGACACGCUCGGAUCGGCAUGAAGCAGUCGAGCACCUCAAACUCCAUGCGUAGGCGAAGGCACAUGUUCUACCGCCAGCCCUCGUACACGUUCUCCUACUAUGGCAAGAUCGGCUCUCACCGCUACCGCUUCCGGCGGGCCAAUGCCAUUGUCUUGAUUAAGUCCUCCCGGAGCAUGAACGAUAUCUAUGAUAUGCAGAAGAGACAACGGCAGAGAUACCGGCACCGGAACCAGAGCGGUGCAACCAACUCCAGCGGGGACACGGAGAGCGAAGAAGGAGAGACAGAAACCACCGUCAGACUGCUGUGGCUGUCCAUGCUGAAGAUGCCCAAGGAGCUGCUGCGACUGUGUGUCUGCCACCUCUUGACCUGGUUUUCGAUCAUCGCUGAAGCCGUUUUCUACACCGACUUCAUGGGGCAGGUCAUCUUUCACGGUGACCCCAAGGCGCCUUCAAAUUCCACGGAGCUGCAUGCCUACAACACCGGAGUCCAGAUGGGCUGUUGGGGGCUGGUCAUCUAUGCUGCUACUGCCGCUGUGUGCUCAGCCUUACUACAGAAAUACUUGGACAACUACGACCUUAGCAUCAGAGUGAUCUACAUCCUGGGCACGCUGGGAUUCUCCAUUGGCACCGCCGUGAUGGCCAUGUUUCCCAACAUGUACGUCGCCAUGAUUAUGAUCAGCACAAUGGGCAUCGUCUCCAUGAGCAUAUCCUACUGCCCCUACGCGCUCCUGGGGCAAUACCACGACAUCAAGGAGUAUAUUCAUCACAGCCCUGGAAACUCAAAGCGAGGGUUUGGCAUAGACUGCGCCAUUUUGUCCUGCCAGGUGUACAUCUCCCAGAUCUUGGUGGCCUCUGCGCUAGGAGGAGUGGUGGAUGCCGUGGGCACAGUCCGGGUCAUACCGAUGGUGGCGUCUGUGGGCUCUUUCUUGGGCUUCCUGACGGCCACCUCCUUGGUGAUCUACCCAGAUGUUGGUGAGAGCUCAAAGGAAGAACAGAAGGGACUGACCCCUCCUGCGCUGGCGGAAGGCCACGGCCUGAACGAGGAGAAGCCAGCGGUGAUAAAGCUCAGUCGGAAGGAAGCUGCCCUGUCCGAAGUGGAAAGCGAGUCCGUUGUUUGAAUGGGUCGCCAUCAUUCACACGCAUUCCAAGCUGUGCAUGAAUCAGAAUAGAACGCCGUGAAGAGCGAAAUCCAAGCGUUCAAAAGACAUCCUCACUCUGUGACUUGAGGCAAUGGAUUAAAUGGUUCUUUCAUGCAAAACUGUAGAUGAAAUUCCAUAGUGCUAGGAUAGCCUUGAAUAAGCAGCUUUUACAUUGAUUACUUUCUCUACAAUCCAGAAAAUCUCCUUUCUUUGAGGUAUUUUUAAUGGAAAGAAAUGCACUUGAGUUUCCAAGAUGACUUUUAUCGGUAGGCAGGAAAACUUUCUUCUUGGGGCUGAGGUUAAAACAGUCAUCACAUUUUUUCAGAAUUCUCAAACCAUCCGUUUUAUCCAUUUAUUUUCCAUACUUUUUGGGCUACAAUUUGAAACAAAAGCAAUUCUGGGUGCGGUUUUGGCCUAGAGGCACCCUGCUCUUUCAGACUUUGCAGAUUUGGUAAGAGAACCGACAGCCUCAGUCAGGCGUAUUUUGGAGUCAGUGCAGAAUUAGCUUGAAGCAGCAAGUGUUUGCUUCAAGUUUCUUCCCCCCUUUGAAGCCUAGACUGGAUUCCAUUAUUGGUGGGGGAGGGAAAUGGCUGUUUCUUCUCAGACUUACUCUGAACAUGUUGCGGCAGUCACUGUGAGAACAGCUGUCAGGGAGUUUUUCUAGUUCAUGCUGUCCGAAACGGCGGUCCCCAGCAGCUCUCACUUGUGCGAUACCUGGCGCAUAAUCUGUCUGCAGUAGAGCUGAGGAGCCUUUGGUGGCUGGGAAAGCAUUUCCGCUGGGCCACGUCGGACAUGCCGAGUUGUGGAAAAUGCUGUGCCCAUUUUGGCCAACAGGCUGGCCAGAUUUGAAUAUUUUUCUCCUCCGGUUUUUGUUUUGCUUUGUUUGUUUGUUUUUCUUUCAUUUGUUUUUUUGGUGACGCUUGAAAUCCACUCCUCUAUGUUGUGACGAAGUGGCUUUGGGCAUUGGGGAUCCUGCGGUCAGUUUCUCCAAAUGUGUUGAUGAGGUUUCCCUUGUUGAGUGCACUUUUCCUGAACUUCUGGGCUGGAAGUGGCGAUAGCCAAGUUUUAAAAGGUGGUCUCUGUAUGAUGAGCAAAAACCAAAGCCCUACCUCUGAUCUUGCAGCCAGGAGCGUGUGGCUACAUCUUCGUUUAAAAAAAAAAAAAAAAGUAUCUUGAGACAGCUUUUGGCCUUAGACGAAUCCAAAUUCGAAAAAUGCUGUAACUUGUGUUGCUGAACUCAUCCCCAAUUCCUUUCAACCCACAUUCCUUGCCCUGGUCGCCAACCUUCCUCAUGUAGACUGAAUACUGCUUUUGGAACUAUAGCGACAACGCCCACAAAGGAGAGAACCGUGUGGGUGCAUCAUGUGCGCUUCUCAAUGCAGACCAGGGCAGGUCAGACUCUGCGCCGUCCCAGGUCAGUGCUAGGAAUUAACAGCCUCUGAAGAAGAGGAGGCCGCUGGGAGCCGGCGAUGUGGAGUUAUUCUCGUUCGAAGGAGGAUGGCUUGUCCUUGGAGACAGCUUGUCUCUCCUGCAGAGAGUAUGAGUUUUUUGAGGUGGGGGGUGGCAGUCCAGGUAGCAGUUGUAAUCUUUCUGCUGCCUCAAACUUACCUUUUAAAGAUGCAGUCCUUUAAAAUGCAUGUCUUGGACCAUGCUGCAAAUACAGUAAUUCAAAAGUAAAUCUCAGUCUCUCCAGAGAUAGAUAGAUAGAUAGAUAUAUUUCAUAAUAAAAGCAGUUUUUAAUAAAUUACUUGAAUUGUCAAUGUAUUGAAAAUGAUAUGUAUGUUUUACAUAGCUAAAGCGAUAAUCGUCUUGCUGGCAUCUUUAAAUAGUUUGACAGCAUAUCUCGGCUCCUAAGCUGUGCUUUUCAAACCAUCUGUUCAUAUGUUUUUACCUUUUUUAGGGGUGAAUAGGCUAUUUCUAGACCAGUGGGGGUUCAUAAAUGCACAUUACACACAGGGUUUCCCAAAAUGCUUUUUAAAUGCCCACAGAUAAGAGUCUGUUUUAUUUUUUUCCUCAAAAAAUAUAAUUUGGCGCAUUUCAUUUGAUCUUGCUUCUAGAUAAUAGCAUAAUACUACUCAAACAAUCCAAGAAAGAAGUAAAUCCUGCAGGAACCUUUAGCUAAGGGAACAACCUUGUGCAUGUUUAAAAAGGAAAACAGCCUUCAACUCCCAGCAUGCCCCUGGUUGGGGCGUGCUGGGAGUUGGCCAUUUUCCUGUCCCAGUACACAUAAGAUUCUAGCUUAAGGUUAUGCUCAUCUCCGCCAUUAUGAUUUGAUGCUUGGCACGCCUACCUUUGUGUCACCAUGGAAGUGGCUUUUAUUUUGUAAGCUUGUUCAACCACAUGCUAAUUUGAAACAGCUAUUUUUAGCAUUAAAAUGUACCUUUUUUGAAAGGAUCCCACUGAAUUCCUCUUGGUGACACGCAUAAAUAGAAAGCUGCUACUUCUGUCUCAAUCCUGCAUUACAUUCUAGGUGGAAUGUUCGGUUCUAAACGAGACACUUUUCCAAUUAACAUUUGGUGCAGUUUUAAUUGCAGCCAUUCCGCCUUGUCCUUCCUCAUGAAGGCCGUUUUUCAGAGGACUUAAUGCACCUCUUCAGAGUACAGAGAACAAGUCUUGAUUUGAGAUUCCUCGAAUAUCAUAUGCUCACAUGGGUGAGUCAAGGUUAGAGGCUCUUAAGUCCUCUUACCUUACACUUGAAGAUUAGUUCUGCAGUUGCCAGAUCACCGUUUUAAUUUCACCAUUGGUUCCCUUAGACCCAAAAAUGCUAGAUCUAAAAUGCAUUGUUAACCUCACACUGGAAGAAAAGUGCCAUGUUUUGGUUACAGUCCAAUCUCUGUGCUGUUGUUAAAAAGAUCCACUGCCAAACCAAAGAGAUACUGCAUCUCGAAUUCUGCAGGAAAGGCGCCUACCAGAAAUCCUUGGUCACAUUUUCUUUCUGCCUCUUGAGUUAUAUUUUCAAGUUACUGAAUAGUCCCAAGAUACCCUGGUGUUUGGAGAGACUCACAGAUGUCUUUCUAUAAUCUGGCCUUUCUGGGCCUCUCCUAAACAUAGGCCCAGAGUUUGGAAGGUCAUGUCUUAUCUCCAUCUGAGAGUUGGUUAGGUAUGUUUUGCUUUUUUUGCAGGUCUACCCAUGACUUUGUCCCAUGUUAGUAAAGCUCACACAUUUGAUACCUUUUGUUGUUAAACACGGGGGUGACCAGCUCUGAGCAAGCUUAACUUGGGACUUUGGGAAGGUGGAAGAUUAGGGGAAGCUUCGCGUAUGUUUAGAAUGCCUGGUUUUUAUGGCAUCCCAUCAAAGGCGCCCUCAGAUUGUCUCUCUGUGUUGAGCUUCAGAUCGCCAAUAAAACUCUCACCAUUUCCAGGGUAUUGCAGGGGGAGCUGUGGCAUACCAAUGGCUCAUGUUGGAUGUAUGCAUGCUAUUUAUUUUGCUUGCCUCUUGAAGUAUAUUUUCUUUUAAAUUAAAGGCCAUUCUUCUCUUUGAGCUUGAUACCGCCCAUUGUCAUCUUCAGGAUUAAGCCGGAUCCUUGCAGGGCUGGGCUUAAACCACCGUAUUUCACACAGGAAUUCUUUUAGGACUCGAGUGGGCUGAAGGUACCCUUUCUCGGAAUUAUCGAAAUAGAUUUCCAGUUAUAGCAUCCAGCUGGACUUAAGAUUGUACAUUUACGGUGACUUGUAGAGAGAGAAAAGCAAUAAUAUUUUCCUUAAAAAACCCUUGUUAUUUGCACAUGGGAGCUUUAUCCCGAAAAGCCUUUAUAAUCUUCUGGUCUUCGGCCUCCCUCUUCUGUUGUCCACACAAAAGAGUUCAGGAUCACUUUCCAGGGCAGGCAGAAAUGUGAUCCUCCUUUAUGUUUUAAAAGAAAUCGGCUACUGAAGGAGGAACAAACAGCCCAUAUUUGGAUUUGCCCUCUCCAGUGCUUUUUAAUUUAGCCCAUUCCUUGUAAAUGGGUAAUUUUAAAGAAAAACUCCCCAAAGGAGGUAGCCCCUUCAUUGGAAUCCCUGUGCAGGGAGUUGCAGCUUUUUGUCUUUCCUCUUCUUCUUUGUCAGCUUCUGCGGGGAACUUCUGGCGGAGGAUCCCUGAGCUGAAUUUUAAGACUGAGCUUUGGCUAGGAUGGCGGCCAUAUCAGCCUCUGGGCUUGAAUGUAUUCUGCUGUUGGAUACAAGUGCGGCAGAGUUGCGACGUCGGGUUCUCCAUCCAGGGUGGAAUGUUAUCAUGAGUGAUGGAUACCUCCUCUGAUUUUAGCUGAGCAGAAUCAUAAAUGUUCAUUGCAGCAGGUUGGGGCCGUUCCCGCUCAUUUGCCUACUCAAGGCAGCCUUCUCAUGUUGUGGAGGCAGAGUGAAGCUGUUAUGCCCCAGGACACGUUCGUUUCUUCUACAGAGAGACACCCCAGGGCCUCCACUGCGAAGCACUUUCUGGCAGCAGAAACCCAGCCAAGCAUUUCUUCAGCUCCAUUUGGGGGCCCACCUGGCUCUUCAGCACCCUCUGGUUUUACCUUUACGCCAUUUGGUUAUAGAAAGCUUUUCCUUUGCGUGGAAAGAAGACGCUUGGACAAAGACCCCCUUCAUUGUGCUGCACGUAUGAUUGUGCAUGGCAAUGCAAUUUUCAUUGAUUUUCCUCCACCUGCUAACAAGAUGCAACUCGGCAAAUGACUUAGAUCCCUUUCUUGUUUCGUAAGCAGCCUGAAAUCCUGCAUGACUCCUUUCCCCACCAAGCACAUGUAGCAAACGAAGUACCUGAAGUGUCUUUUAUGGGAAAGGUUACUUGGUUUUUAUUCAUUUGCAGCCAUCUGUUACGCGGCCAAAUAAACGGACACCAAGUGUUGCACAGAGAUGGAAAACGAGGGCUGUGUUGUCAUCUGCUAACUACAGAUUCUUGGGCUGCCAAGCCUUUUCCUAAAGCAGUCUUUUCUUCAGAAAACCCUGCAAAACAGGAUUUUUAAAAAUGUGAGGGGGGGAGUCAUUUGCGAAUACAGAAAAGGGUUCUACCCAGCGCUCCGUGUUUCCACGUUGCUUCCACAGUAAGGUUUCGUUGCAGGUGUACCCUCAGUUACACCCUCACCACGUCACUGUUUCUUCAAGGGACGGUCUGGACAUACUGGCCAGGAGUUCUACUUGCAAGCCCCCAGCAUCAGGCAAAUGGGCAAUGGUUUCCCUCUAAUUCAGGAGCCAGGGCAGCAUGUGUGAACCAGAACAGUUUCCCAGUGGGCUGAGUUCUGAGUCUGAACAACAUGCAGUCAUUGUUGCCCGGAACUUCCAUUUUUCGGUCUUUCUGGGUCAGCAAGAAAGCACCAAAGUCUUGUGCAAGUUGCCCACCUAUGCAAGACACUUGGUGCUGAAAGCAGCUGGCUUUCCACACUGUGGGUUGCUAAGGGCUUGCCUUGCGCAUGUUGCGGGGAGCCGACAGGUGCGCGAGUCUGCUGGACAGAAUCCAAGAGGAUCCCAAUGCCUUGUAAGAACUGCCGAAAGGGAGCUUCCCACCCCUUGUGGCUUUUCUGCUCACUGGGGCAGUUACGAAAAGCUGAAGCUGCUGGAAUUCCUUCUAAGCAUCUCAUUAGUGAUACCAGCAAGUCUCCCAAGCUUUGUACUGAUCGCAUUGCAAUUGUGGAAUCGCUCAACGGAUGUUCCAAAAGCUAAAAUGCCACGCAGUGUGUUCACAGGGAGCCUUCGAUGCCCAGUGUGUCGGUGGACUGGCCCUCCGUACAGCGUUGCUUCUGAGCGAUGGAAGGGCCACACAUCUCCAGUUUCUCUUUUAGUCAGCAGACUUCCUUUGCCCAGGUAAUAAAAUUCCCAGGAAAAAAAUGUCUGGAUCCCGGUUUAAAUUCCUUGAUUCUUUAAGGUAGGAAAGAACUCAUAUUGGUGACAUCUGAAGAUGAUUGCAAGCUGACUAGCUUUUUCAGAAAAUAGCAAGCUACACAGAAAAGGCUUUUCCCUAUCUAGGCUGAAGAAGGUUGACUUGGAAAUAGGGCCUCAGUUCAAUAAAAACAGAAUAUUCUGCUGGGUGGUGAUGAUUGGCUUGGUCUGUUCCAAAUCAGGGGUUUUGCUUUAAUUGCUAUUGCAACAUGGCCCUGAAACCUGCUUGAUAGCCAGAUGGCCAGCUGAAUAUUAAAAAUGCCUCACCUACUGAAUAGCUGCAAAUAUAGGCAUCUCAUAAGGAAAAAAGUAAGUAAAUAUAUAUAUAUAUGGUUCCGUUGUGAACUGGCCAUACGACAACUUCUUUUUUAUCAACUUAUUAAGUUGGGGCACUGUACUAGCUCUUGCUGAGUUUAGCAAUGUUUAUAAGCGUGUGUUAAACACAUAAUGUUUCAAGUUUAAUGAGGAAAAAGGGACAACGAAAACAAUGUGGCAGAUGAAUGUGUCUGAGUGGAUUAAAUGGAUUUGAAUUCAACACAGCUUUCUUUUCUGGUUUUUCUGGUAAAGACUUGUUGCAUGAGACCAUCGUUUGACUGUUCUGCACUUUUGGUCUGUUUGUAUAAUUUUGUCUUCAUUUAUCAAUAGAAAUGGCUGAAUGUAGAGUUAAAGACAAAAACCACUAUUUCAUGUUUAUAUGUGUUUGAUCCAUUGUUCUACAGUUCAAUCUUAAUAAACAUUUCAAUAUGA